Molecule: messenger RNA, 547 nt
Organism: Zea mays
Lineage: Eukaryota; Viridiplantae; Streptophyta; Magnoliopsida; Poales; Poaceae
Product: photosynthetic NDH subunit of subcomplex B 3, chloroplastic
Exons: 6
Coding region: 1-447 (148 amino acids)
Biological process (GO): P450-containing electron transport chain
Cellular component (GO): mitochondrion
Molecular function (GO): electron transfer activity; 2 iron, 2 sulfur cluster binding
Source: RefSeq, a predicted model, not a curated record
AUGCACUGUUCUGGGAAGGGCAAGCCAUGGGACCGUCUCGACGCCGGCAAGCCUUGCGCACUGGACCACACCUGGAAGGCGUACGACCUCUAUAUUGGCGAGAAUGAUUCAUCAUCACUGAAGCCUGGUGCCGACGGCUCCUUCCCGGUGGACCGGGCGGAGGCGACCAGCGACGAGAAGCUCCUCUGUGACGUCAUGAACGAGAACAAGAUCGAGCUCUACGCCGCAUACGGCAAGGUGAUGAACUGCGAUGGCGGCGGAAGUUGUGGCACUUGCAUCGUCGAGAUAAUCGAUGGAAAGGAGCUCCUGAAUGAGAGGACGAGCACCGAGAAUCGAUACCUGAAGAAGAAACCAGACUCAUGGAGGCUAGCUUGCCAGACUAUUGUAGGCAACAAAGAGAACUCUGGCAAGGUUGUCGUCCAACGGCUGCCCCAGUGGAAGAGAUGACCGCGCAGUGCAGUGCAGCACCGCGUUGGUGGAUGAACGAUCAUCCAGUUGUAUGUGACUAAAACGCCAUGUCCUGUGCAUUAGAGAAGAUACAGAAUCG